Molecule: messenger RNA, 1343 nt
Organism: Phascolarctos cinereus (koala)
Lineage: Eukaryota; Metazoa; Chordata; Mammalia; Diprotodontia; Phascolarctidae
Product: plasma kallikrein-like
Biological process (GO): proteolysis
Cellular component (GO): extracellular region
Molecular function (GO): protein binding; serine-type endopeptidase activity
Source: RefSeq, a predicted model, not a curated record
AUGUUGGGGGAAGAGGUAAAUAAGAAGGCACUCUUGAGCACAUCCCUUGCCAGCCGUGCCGGAUCAACAUUCUCCUCUGAUUCUAUUACAGAGUGUGUGACUCGGUUUUAUGAAAACACCUUCUUUAAAGGAGGAGAUGUGGGUGCGGUACACACCCCAACUGCUGAGGACUGCCAGAGAGCAUGCACCUUCCAUCCCAGUUGUAUACCGUUUAGCUUUCUACCUGCAAAUGCCAUUAAUGAUGAGAACAAAAGAUUUGGUUGCUUCUUAAAAGACAGUGUUACUGGAACUCUUCCAAGAAUGACUAGGAAAAAUGCAAUUUCUGGGCAUUCCUUAAAACAAUGCGUUUAUCAACGAAGUGCUUGUAGCAAGGAGAACCAUGAAGGACUUGAUAUGAGAGGGGUGAAUUUCAAUGUAACCAAGGUGAACACUGUUGAAGAAUGUCAAAAACAAUGUACAAACCAUGCCCUCUGCCAAUUUUACACAUAUGCCACGCAGACGUUCCACAGAUUGGAGUAUCGAAACACAUGUCUGCUGAAGCACAGCCAGUCAGGAUUCCCUGAUACGAUCAAGAUGGUGGAAGGCUUGGUGUCAGGAUUCUCCCUGAAGCCCUGUGGACUUUCUGAUAUGGGUUGCCAAAUGAAUAUUUUUCAACAUAUGUCAUUUUCUGGCGAAGAUGUUGGCAGAGUGAUUGCUCCGGAUCCUUUUGUAUGCCGCACUAUUUGCUCCUAUUAUCCAAAUUGCUUAUUUUUUACAUUCUUUACAAACACAUGGCAUAUACAGCCACAAAGAAAUAUGUGUUUUCUUAAGACAUCAAAGAGUGGAAAACCAAGCUCUGAAAUACCACAGGUCAACACCACCUCAGGAUAUAGUCUUCUAAGCUGCAAAGAUUUGCCUGAAUGAUGCCAUUCCCAAAGGUAUGUUGGUGUGGACUUUGAAGGGGAUGAGUUGGAAGCUGUCUAUGUUAAAGGAAUUAAGGCUUGUCAAGAAAACUGUACAAACAAAAUCCGCUGUCAGUUUUUCACAUAUACAUCCCACCAAGGAGAAUGCAAGGAAGACAGGUGUAAAUGUUCCUUUAAAAUAUCUUCGAAUGGUUCUCCAACUAGAAUAGUCUAUGGGACAGAAGGUACCUCUGGUUGUACUUUAAGAAUGUGUAAAACGCCAAGCAUCUGUGUCUGCACAAAGACAGUAACUACAAGGAUUGUUGGAGGCACUAGAUCUUCCCCACGAGAGUGGCCAUGGCAAGCCUCCUUACAAGUCAAACUGAAGACACAGAGUCAUGUGUGUGGAGGCUCAGUCAUUGGGAAUCAGUGGGUCAUAACAGCUGCCCAUUGCUUUGAUGA